CGUAUCGAUAGUAAUGAUUGCAAUGUUUUGGUAAAUGUGUGACACAUUUGGCGCACAACUCAUAAGUCAUAACUGUUUUGAUAUUUGUUUACAUUUGGAUUGCAUUUAAAUUAUCACUUGAUUUAAAUGUCGACCAAUUAUAUGGUGACCACUGAUGGACACCAAUUGACGGACACUACAAGACAUGCAAAGUGUGUCAGAUAUCGGCGAAAAAGCAUAUUUGAGGCAAAACAGUGGUCUUUCGAGGAAAUGUCGACUUUGAUGAACAUCUGGUCACGUCUUGAAAUGAACUCAUAUGAGACCAAACAAAUGAUGUAUAAAUAUAUUCAAACAAAACUCAAGAGAUUUGGUUACAACAGAAGUACGGAUCAGAUUCGGUGUAAACUAAGACGAGUCAACCCUACGACCGAUACUGUCGUCGAUGAAAGUCUUAAACCAUCUGAACGAUCACGAAGUGUGUCCACAAAUUAUCAACAGUUUGAUGACAAAACUGAAAGCGAAACUCUUUCAGACACUAACAGUACAUCUGAUGACGAGUCAAGUCUUACCUCAUUUUCUGAAGAAGAAAUCGAUUACGACAUUAAACUUACCGAAAGUGAAGACUCAAAUGACUCACAAUUUAUGUUAUUUAACCCAUCGUUUGGCUCUGAGAUUGAUUUUAAAAGUGAUAAACCAAAAUCUCUUGUUUGUGAAAACUCACAAUUUUUAAGACAACAAUUAGUUAUUAAUAACAUCGAAGAACUUAAAUCCAAUACUCAACAAACUUUUCAUCAAAUAAUUUCGGCUCAAAAACAGCUCAAAGAGUCGAUCACAAAGUUUAACUCAGAAUUGUCGAGAAUGACGGACCAAAUACUUAAUAGCAAUGAUAAUCACAGUCUAAACACUUCUAGUCCUAAAUCAUUACUAAAGGACAAGUCUAUAGAUGAAGUACAACGAAAACCAAUUAAACUAUUGAUACCUAAUAUUAAUAAAAAUUAUUGUAUUUAUAUGAAUGAUAAUUAAAUAAAGA
Oppia nitens is the source of this 1009-nucleotide messenger RNA. RefSeq lists its product as uncharacterized. The transcript is spliced from 4 exons. The record is from RefSeq and is a predicted model, not a curated record. Bases 127 to 1002 code for a protein of 291 amino acids. Lineage: Eukaryota; Metazoa; Arthropoda; Arachnida; Sarcoptiformes; Oppiidae.